CUCAUAAUUUUGACUCCUGUUAGAGGAGAUAUUUUUGCUGGUCGUCCGACCAGACGGAACAUCAAUGGCGGUCUUCGUCUUCAUCGAAUCAUUCUGAAGUCGUUUCCUCUCAGUUCUCCACAGAAAUUAUUCUACCUGCUACUGUUUCCACAAUGCUAAAAGAAGUGGUUGGUGCCGGCCGCCAAUCCCAUUGCACUUUUUCUCCGUCUCCGAUUUUCAUCUUCAAAUACCUAUGGAUCUCCUUGUUGAUCGUCUUCUCCCUCAAAUUUAGCCUCGUCGACGCAGCUAAUUCGUUCCCGAACAUUCUCAUGCCUUCUCAAUUUGUUCUCGAUUCGUCUCCUUCGUGUACGAAAAUGGAUCUGAAGUUGAAUUACCAUCCGGUGAUCGGAAUUCUUAGCCAUCCCGGCGAUGGUGCGUCUGGUAGAUUAAGCAAUGCGACGAAUGCUUCCUACGUCGCUGCCUCGUAUGUGAAGUUCGUCGAAUCGGCCGGAGCGAGAGUUAUUCCGAUUAUCUAUACCGAGCCGCUUGAGGUUAUUUUCGAGAAACUCGAUUUGGUCAAUGGAGUGCUCUUCACUGGCGGCUGGGCUAAAAAGGGUUUAUACUAUUCCGUUGUUGAGAAGAUUUUUAAGAAAAUUUUGGAGAGGAAUGAUGCUGGGGAACGUUUCCCUUUAUAUGCCGUUUGCUUGGGUUUUGAAAUCUUAAGUAUGAUCAUCAGCAAGGAUAGGAACAUUCUUGAGCCAUUUAACUCAUCAUAUAUGGCAUCAACUCUGGAAUUUGUGGACAAUGUGAAUAUUCAAGGAACGGUCUUCCAAAGAUUUCCGCCUUAUUUACUCGAGAAGUUGAGUACAGAUUGUAUAGUAAUGCAAAACCAUCGUUUUGGUAUCUCACCAGGGAGGUUUGAACAAAAUAAAGAACUAUCCAGUUUUUUUCAGAUAUUGACAACUAGUAAUGAUAUAGACAAUAAGGUCUAUGUUUCCACGGUUCAAGCUUGGGAUUAUCCCGUGACUGCAUUUCAGUGGCAUCCUGAGAAAAACACCUUUGAGUGGGGCUACUCCAUGAUUCCGCACACGGAGUAUGCAGUUGAAGUGACGCAGCAUGUUGCCAACCACUUGGUCAGGGAAGCCAGAAAAUCAUCGAACAGACCACCUGCACAGAAGGUUCUUGAAAGUAUCAUCUACAACUAUAGCCCAACUUUUGGUGGCAAAGCUGGGAAGGGAUUCGAUGAAGUUUACAUCUUCACAUAGUAAACAUCCAGCUACUUGAUGUAGUUUAAUAAAAAUCUCGAAUGUCAGUUUGUACGACUAAUCUUACGAGACAAUCGUAUGAUCCUACUAUCUUUAAAAACACGGUAGAAUAGAAUAUCAAAUAGUAGAUAUGUAACCACCAUGAAUGGUACUCAUAUGCUUGUUGAAUAUCAUUCACUUAAUCUAAAUUUUUGUAUCUUUAUAUAUGUAUA
This is a messenger RNA of Cucurbita moschata (crookneck pumpkin), 1456 nucleotides long. RefSeq names its product gamma-glutamyl hydrolase 2-like. NCBI's taxonomy places the organism in Eukaryota, Viridiplantae, Streptophyta, Magnoliopsida, Cucurbitales, Cucurbitaceae. Bases 153 to 1244 code for a protein of 363 amino acids. The record is from RefSeq and is a predicted model, not a curated record. Gene Ontology annotation, biological process: tetrahydrofolylpolyglutamate metabolic process. Gene Ontology annotation, molecular function: gamma-glutamyl-peptidase activity. The transcript has 10 exons. Gene Ontology annotation, cellular component: vacuole.